Messenger RNA from Staurois parvus, 433 nucleotides. NCBI's taxonomy places the organism in Eukaryota, Metazoa, Chordata, Amphibia, Anura, Ranidae. The record is from the annotation of a GenBank genome assembly.
CAAAUCCAAGAAUGUCUGUGUUUUACUUAAAUAAUCAAUGUCUACACUAUACACUAUAUUGCCAAAAGUAUUGGGACACCUCCCCAAAUCAUUGGAUUCAUAUGUUCCAGUCACCCCCAUGGCCACAGGUGAAUAAAAUCAAGCACCUAGGCAUGCAGCCUGCUUCUACAAACAUUUGUGAAAGAAUGGGUCGCUUUCAGGAGCUUAGUGAAUCCAAGCGUGGUACUGUGAUAGGUUGCCACCCGUGCAAUAAGUUCAUCUGUGAAAUUUCCUUUUCACUAAACAUUCCUCGGUCAACUGUUAGUGCUAUUUUAACAAAGUGGAAGCAACAGGGACCAACAUCAACUCCAUGAAGUGAUAGGCCAUUUAAAAUGGCAGAGCAAGGUCAGCCCAUGCUGAAGUACACAGUGCACAGAAGUCGCCAACUGUCUGC